Messenger RNA from Labeo rohita (rohu), 1511 nucleotides. RefSeq lists its product as uncharacterized. Bases 135 to 821 code for a protein of 228 amino acids. The transcript is spliced from 5 exons. The record is from RefSeq and is a predicted model, not a curated record. NCBI's taxonomy places the organism in Eukaryota, Metazoa, Chordata, Actinopteri, Cypriniformes, Cyprinidae.
CGUUGGUUAGUAGUUUCUGAAGAGGCAGCACUGAGACUGAGAUUCUUCUAUAAGCUUUCUGCAGCAAUCUGUCGUGCAAAAGGACUUGGUUCAGAAGAACAUGGGGAAUAUGGCCCACAUUGGCCGGUAGAAGCAUGUCACCAACAGUGCUGUUACUUCUAUCAAUAUUGACUGUUCAAGGAAGUGGGUGCGAUGAUUUUAUGAAGACGACGAUCAGAAAUCUGCAAGACUCUAUACACAUCGAAAAAACGUCCGGAUUCCCACAAGUGUUUCCAAAGAACUACGUCGUGUCUCACUAUUUCAACGACAGCGCACUGUGCAAUGAGCCGUGCUGUGUGUUCAUUGCUGCUGCGUUCCUGUCUAACUCAUGGAUUCAGCUCCUCCAGCACCUCAAUAGAGUUCACCUCAAAUACAGUUUCAUCAGCGAGCUUAUUUACACAUUGGACAACAUAGCAAAAGAGAAAAUUCCAGAUCAUCCAGAUAUCUCUGCUUUCCCAUCUGUUCAGUCGUCACCUGAAGGUCUUCUCUCCUUCACCUCAUCUCUCUUCGCACGAUGGCUCAAUCUGGAUUGUGCUUUUAGAGAGCAUCAGUGCAUCUUCCCCACACCAAGUGAAGAGGAUCAAGAAAAUCCAGUAUCAGAGGAGGAACAGAAUGUGGAGAACCAUGAACCUGUGGAUGAGCAGCAGCCUGUGAUAGAAGGAGAGACAGGUAAAAGACAGCUCGACCAAGGUCCGACUAACGGCUAUAGUGAGUCACUUUUCCCAGGUUUCCCUCACUGGACUUUUUCUUUUCUAUGGAUAACAUCAAGCCUGAUCUGGUGAAAGUUGAGAAAUCUGUUUUAAAUAUGCCACAAAACUUAGCCAAAAGGAGGCUUCAUUUAAAAAGGACAGCUACUAUAAUUCACUGUUGUUUUACACUGAUUAGCAUUUGUAUGAGAUUUCAGAGUACUUGCUCUCUGGAUAUGGCUCAUUAUUUCUAGAUGGAUCCGUAUCUGUUGGAGAAAAGGGAUGUUUUGGAAACAGACAUGUGGCUCUGAUAUUCUCUUUCUUCUUCAUCAUGUCUUUGCACUGAUUGUUUCUAUCACUUAUCCAGUGUUUCUGUCAUCUUAUACAGUGAAUUAUGUGUCAUCCGUGAUACUUCAGGUUUAAACCUGUUGACUGAAUGUUUUAACAUUGAAUGUAGUGAAAAAGUAUAGAAUACAUGAAGCCAAAAGUCUCUGUGUUCAAGAGUAAACAACUACACUCAUGUACUACAGUAAAUUCAAGCCAUAUUAAAUAAUAUGGUAGCAUAGGAACCAGCUUAAGCAAGCUACUUUCUGAAAAAGAAAAUACAUUUGCAAAAAGGUUACAUAAGUCAUGUUUACAAGUAAUGUUGUCUUGCCUUAGAGAAGGUUACUACAAGCAAUGUUUUACUCAAAUGAAUUUAACAAUCUGUCUGUUUUUGGUGUACAAGUGUUGUCUGUUUUUAGGUGUAGAUUUUUAUAUAUAAAUAAAAUCUUCAAAUUAAUUCAG